AUGGCAUUCAGGAGAAAGGCAGGUGCGUGGCUGGCGGGGCCCUGCCUGUCCCUGAGAGGGCCACGGACACUGGGCACCAGAGCCGCUCUGGCCCCCAAGGCAGUGCUGCCCUUCGAAGCCAUACCCCAGAGUCGCUCCAACACCUGGAUGAAGACACUGCAGAUCUGGAAGGACCAGGGCUAUGAGAACCUCCACCUGGACAUGCAGCAGAACUUCCAGGAGCUGGGGCCAAUUUUCAGGUAUGACAUAGGAGGGACACCAAGGGUGUCUGUGAUGCUGCCAGAGGACGUGGAGAGGCUGCAGCAGGUGGAGACUCUGCACCCACGCCGGAUGUGCCUGGAUCCCUGGCUGGCCUACAGGCAUCACCGUGGGCACAAAUGUGGCGUGUUCCUGCUCGUACAGGUGAGGAACAGAGGCUCUGAGAAGGUGGACGCUGGCCCAGGUCACACCUUGCAUCUGUGGCUCUUGCAGACAACCUUCCCCCUGCUGAUGACACUGUUUGAGUUGGCCAGAAACCCCCAGGUGCAGCAGGCCCUGCGCCAGGAGAGCCUGGAAGCUGCCACUAGCAUCACUGACAAUCCCCAGAGGGCAAUGGUGGAGCUUCCCCUGCUGAGGGCAGCCCUCAAGGAGACCCUGAGACUUUACCCCGUGGGCGUCAACCUGGAGCGACUCCUGACCUCAGACGUGGUGCUGCAGAACUACCACAUCCCCGCGGGGACACUGGUCCAGGUGUUCCUCCCUUCCCUGGGUCGCAACCCCGCCUCCUUCCCGAGGCCAGAGCGCUAUGACCCCCAUCGUUGGCUGGACAUCAAGGGUUCCAGCACAAAAUUCCGCCACCUGGCCUUUGGUUUUGGCGUUCGCCAGUGUCUGGGGCGGCGCCUGGCAGAGGUGGAGAUGGUGUUGCUGCUGCACCACGUGCUGAAAAACUUCCUGGUGGAGACUCUAAACCAAGAGGAUGUAAGGAUGGCCUACAGGUUUACAAUGAAAGCCACCAGCUUCCCUGCACUCAGCUUUAGGGCUGUCAACUAACCACGCUCCCACACCCAAGCUUCCAGCCUCACCACCAGCAUCCCUCUGCCAGGGCCCCAGGCCACCCUGUUUUCUCCCUGUGCACUGCGUGCUGGCCCACACUUCUGUCCAGCUGGCCCCUGCUCACAUGGAACAUCUGAGGCCCUCCAAGGCCAAGGAUUGCCGGACUAUACAGUAAUGCCAGGGUGGCGCUGGGGACACUCUUGCCAGCAGGACUCAGCCCUGCCUCCUGUCCCACCUGGCUCCUUCUCAGGCAGGAGGUCUCCCACAUCCUCCCCAGGACACCCUACAGGUCCCUCACGUGGCCAUGCAAGAGUCCUCAGAUUCUGUCCUUUAACUCCUGUCUAAAGUCGUAUACUCCUUGUAAUCAUGUCCCUGCCCCUUGCAGGAGCUGUUCAUGUGGGUCCCCUCUACUGCUUCCUUGUCAUCGCACAUGCUAUGCCUUUGCCUGGAAUGCUCUUGUUUGGCUGGACUUCACCUAUUCUGUACAAGGUGUUCUGUUUUUAUUUUCCACCUAUCCCUUCUGCUUGGCCCCUUUGGGCUUUUAAUAGGAAUACCAGGCCUCUGUGACUGGCUAAAGCCCCCAAGUGGAGCUGCACAGCAUCCUCAGUUGGUGGUUGCUAGAAUAGUCAUGACUUCUGCAGAAGUGUGCAUCUGUGUCAGAAGAUACUGAUCUGGGAAGCAGUAAAGACUGUGAACACAUCUAGUUGAUGGUGGGGUUUACAAAGAGAACCUCAUGGAAUUGUGUGGUAGGUCCAUCACUGGGGCAGCCAUGCAUCACCUCUCAUGAAGUUCUUUAUGCAAGUGCCCAACUGACCCAUAGGCAAGCUAAGCCUGGUUUGUAGCAACCCACAAACAAAAGAAGACAAGAGACCAUCUCACUGGUGGAAGAGACUUUGAACUUUCGGGCACUGACUUGAGGUCACAGGCUAGGCAGGAGUCUCCCACAUGUCCCCUGGGGUGUGUGAAGCAUGGCCAAGAGGCUGGGUAGUGGAAUGUGCUCCACUCUUGCUCUCUACUUCCCCCACCCCCUGUGACAGACACCAGGCAGCUGGUGCACACGAAGGCAGUGAGGUGGGGGGCGGCCCUUCUGGCUGAGCAGCCCUGAUGGGGUGCUGCUCAGUCCCUGGAACUCCCAGAUAAGGAAAAGGAUUUGCAGGCUCCUCACCCCUCCACAAUCCAGGGGAAGUGCUGUCUGCCAGAAGCACGUCAGGGGCCUUUGAAGGUGCUUUGGAGAGCCAGGCAGCAGAGAGAGAAGGUUUCAGGCUCUGUGGCCACAUGGGCACAGGCUGUAGCCCUAGGGUGUCACACGGUCCCAUCUUUAACUUCUGUGUGCUUCAGUUUCUUCACGAGGGAAUUUCAUGUGGUGAUUCCCAUUUUACUUUGCCUCGGUGAGGAAAAACAAGAUUGGUGUUUGUAAAGCGUCCAGCUCAGUGCCUCAACAAGCAAAUAAAUAA
Molecule: messenger RNA, 2486 nt
Organism: Otolemur garnettii (small-eared galago)
Lineage: Eukaryota; Metazoa; Chordata; Mammalia; Primates; Galagidae
Product: cytochrome P450 11B1, mitochondrial-like
Exons: 7
Coding region: 1-1029 (342 amino acids)
Biological process (GO): cellular response to peptide hormone stimulus; glucocorticoid biosynthetic process; cholesterol metabolic process
Cellular component (GO): mitochondrial inner membrane
Molecular function (GO): heme binding; iron ion binding; steroid 11-beta-monooxygenase activity
Source: RefSeq, a predicted model, not a curated record